UAGUGACAACACGGCAAAGCACUUUGGUCGGAAUCUGCCUGUGGCUAAGCUGCUAGCUCGGAUGAUAAGUAGCUGGCUCUUCAGGCUUUUUUUGGUGGAUGCAGACAGUCAGGCUGUGGAAUUGACAGUUGCCGACUUGAAACUUGUGGAGGAAAAUGAGGCUGAAGGAGAUCCAGAGGACUGCCCACCAGGCGUGGAGUCCCACAGGGCACCAUCCCAUCCACCUGGCGUUAGGGACAUCAGCACAGCAGCUCGAUGCCUCUUUCAACACCACUGCUGCCCUGGAGAUAUUUGAGGUGGAUUUCUCUGACCCCUCUCUGGAGAUGCAGCAGGGAUCAUUACCCACCGCAAACAGGUUGCACAGUAUUGUAUGGGUGAAUUUUGGCGCAGGAGCUGAUGGUACUGGAGGAAGACUGGUUGGUGGAAGUGAAAAUGGCACUUUAACCGUAUAUAACCCAGAGGUCAUAAUGAAUUCUGGAGCAGAUGCAAUUGUGGGACAGUCCGACAAGCACACGGGACCCAUUAAAGCCCUCGACUUCAACCCUUUUCAGAGUAAUCUUCUUGCAUCAGGGGCAAAUGAUUCAGAGAUAUAUAUCUGGGAUCUGAACAACUUCAGCAGUCCAAUGACACCAGGAGCAAAGACACAGCCUGCUGAAGACAUCAGUGUCGUGUCCUGGAACAGGCAGGUCCAGCACAUCCUGGCCUCAGCCAAUCCCAGCGGGAAAGCAGUUGUGUGGGACCUGAGAAAGAAUGAGCCAAUCAUCAAGAUCAGUGACCACAGUAACAGGAUGCACUGCUCAGGAAUGCUCUGGCACCCUGAAGUCGCCACUCAGUUGGUGUUGGCCUCUGAAGAUGAUCGACUGCCAGUCAUCCAGAUGUGGGACCUCCGAUUUGCCACAUCUCCCCUUAAAGUCUUUGAAAACCACACAAGGGGAAUUCUGUCCAUAUCCUGGAGCCAAGCUGACCCUGAGCUCCUGUUGAGUAGUGCUAAAGACAACAGGAUCCUCUGCUGGAACCCAAACACUGGAGAGGUCAUUUACGAGCUUCCAACAACAAACCAGUGGUGUUUUGACGUCCAGUGGUGUCCCAGGAAUCCAGCCCUGCUCUCAGCCGCAUCCUUUGACGGGAGGAUCACCAUCUACUCAGUGAUGGGAGGGAGCUUAAAGACUGAGCAGCAAAGCACAGCUGAUAAGAUAUCCUCCUCGUUUGAUACCAUGGAUCCCUUUGGUACAGGGCAGGUGCUUCCUCCCCUGCAGGUUCCUCAGCCUACAAUGCAGGAAACUAUAGUCCCCCCUCUGAAGAAGCCCCCAAAGUGGGUGCGCAGACCAGUGGGGGCUUCCUUUGCUUUUGGAGGAAAAUUGAUAACCUUUGAGAAUCCCAAGCUGGCUCCGGUGCAGAGCCCUCAGCCCGUCCCCAGACAAGUGUUUGUGAGCCAGGUUACCACGGAGACAGAGUUCCUCCAGCGCUCCAGGGAGCUGCAGGCGGCGCUGCAGUCGGGCUCCUUCAACAACUACUGCCAGGCCAAGAUUCAGAACGCCAAGUCAGAUGCUGAGCAGGACAUUUGGAAGUUCCUUCUGGUGAACUUUGAAGAUGAAGCCCGCAUUAAAUUCCUCAGACUUCUGGGUUUCAGCAAAGAUGAACUGGAGAAAAAGAUCUCAAAAUGCCUGGGGAAGAGUUUUCAGCACAAUGGACAUGGAGUAGAUGCUAAAGAUCUUGCAGAAAAGAUGCAGCGGCUCUCCACUGAGAGGUCUGAUGAAGCAGUUGCUGAUGCAAGAACCUCAGGAUCUGUUUCACCAGCAGACUUCUUCAGUCAGACCCCAAAGGACAACUCUAACUUCCAGAUUCCCAUAACCUGUGACACGGAUGGUUUGAUAAGCCAGGCGCUGCUGGUUGGAAACUUCGAGGGAGCUGUGGAUCUGUGUUUGAAUGACGGUCGUUACGCUGAAGCCAUCCUGCUGUCAAUCAGCGGAGGAGAGGAGCUGCUCAAGAAAACGCAGCAAAAAUACCUAAGCAAGCAAACGAAUAGCAUUUCAAUGCUCAUAUCAUCAGUGGUGACCCAGAACUGGAGAGACAUCGUGCAAAGCUGCGAGUUGGACAAUUGGAAGGAGGCUCUCGCUGCCCUGCUGACCUACGCUCACCCCGAGGAUUUUGCACGUUUGUGCGAUACCCUUGGAGGCCGAUUGGAGCACGAGGGCUCGGAGAAGCGCUGCCUGCAGGCCUGUCUGUGUUACAUCUGCUCUGGGAACAUUGAGAAACUGGUGGAGUGCUGGGCCUCACAUAAAGACAGCUCCUCUCCUCUUGGUCUAGAGGACCUGGUUGAAAAAGUAAUGAUGCUGCGUAAGUCCAUAGAGCGCCUCAGGAACAGUGAGGUGGCAGUCCAGAGCCCCGUCCUCGCUGAGAAGCUAACGUGCUACGCCGGCAUUCUGGCUGCAGAGGGCAGUCUAGCCACAGCCAUGACCUACCUGCCUGAGAACUCAGACCAACCUGGGAUCAUGAUGCUGAGAGACAGACUGUUCAACGCUCAGGGAGAGGCCGCCGGUGGACAGCAGCCUCCAAACUCUUUGAACAGAGUCGGUAUGUCCGCAGCCAAGCCCGCCCCUGCUGCACAGACCGCUGCACCGAAAGCACAAGUCAUGAGUCAGUACCAGCCACCCGCUCCCUCUCAGGCGGACCAACCACAGCCUCCGAUGCCGUCAGUUUUUACUCCACAAGCUGCUCCAGCCAGCACUGGGCCCCGCUUCCCGCCUUCUUCUCAUGUCCUGCCACCCAGCACCAACCGCCCUGCCAUGAGGCCUCCCUACCCCCAACAUCCAGCUCCUGCUCCAGGUUUCCUGCCUAAUCAGCCGUUCCAGCCCCAGCAGAUGCCCGUUGGUGGACCUUCAGCCUUCCCUCCUCCAGGUCCUUCAAUGCCGGCUGCUAGCCUAUCAGGACCUCCGCUCCCUCCUUCAUCAUCCGCCACUGGAGGCCUGCCCCCCAUGCCAAGCCCAGGGGUGCCACCAACAAGCUUCAUGCCGUCUACCUCUCUACCAUCAGGCCCCAUGUCACCCACCUCACAACCUGGAGCUCCGGUCCCCAUGUAUUCAGCAACCCACCACAACCAGGGGCCUGCACCGCCUACGGCAUCUGGUUACUAUAACCCUCUCGGAUCUGGGUAUCCACAGGGAGGGCCCGGUGCUCCUGCUGUAAAGCCAGUUGCCCCUCCCCCUAUAGGACCUCAAGAGGGCUGGAAUGACCCACCAGCGGUGCGAGGUGGACCGAGGAAGAAGAAGGUCCCUGAAAACUACACUCCACCAGCCCCCAUCACUGCUCCUGUGAUGGGAUUCCCCAUGGAGGCUCCUCAGGCUCACGAUCACACCCAAGUUCCCCCUGGAGCCCCCCAGGAGCCCAGCGUGCAGCUCCUCCAGCAGCUGCCAGCAGAGAGGGUGGAGCAGAAAGAAAUCCCAGCUGAACACAUGGUCCUCAAAUCUACAUUUGACAGCCUGGUGCAGCGCUGCCAGCUCGCAGCAAGAGACCCACAAACAAAGAGGAAACUUGAAGAUGCAGGCAAACGUUUGGGAUACCUGUAUGACAAGCUCAGAGAGCAGACGCUCUCUCACAACAUCCUGAACGGGCUCCAUGAAAUCAGCCGCUGUGUGGCGAGUCAGAACUACCAGCGUGGUCUUGAGGUCCACACUCAGGUGGUCAGCAGCAGCAACUUCAGCGAGAUCUCUGCCUUCAUGCCCAUCCUCAAAGUGGUCAUGACCAUCGCCAACAAGUUGGGUGUCUAACCCCAACCCCACCCAAACCCCCCCCAAAGCAGACUUCAGUGUUAUCAUAUUGUUAUAUAUGUAUUUAUUUCUUUUGUUUGACCUGAUGAUGUGCUUUGAUAACGAGAAUAAUUCAUGAUGAUAUUGCUGAUUGUGGUCGUCAUCACUCCAUACAUUUUCCUUCCUGGAGGAUUCAGCUGAGGGGGAUUUUGUUUUUGUAAGGAAUCGUUGAUGUUGCUGUGGUAAUUUUACAACAAAAAAAAAAAAAGAUGAAUGUAUUCUGAAAGUAGUGAUUCUCUGUAAAUUCAACCGUUGAUGUAAAAUAUAAAGAGGUGGUGCAAAGUUUGAAUCGAAGGCAGCGUUUGUACGAGUAGGUGCUGUUUCAUAGUCCAAAAGACGCUCCACACGUGCAUCCUUUUUUUUUUUUUUUUUUUUUUGUCUUUCUUCAGCAGAAGUGGAUGGAAGUAUGUGUUUGAAUACAUGCAGUGCUCCAGCUGCUUUAACAAAACAUCUGGCACUCUCAGCUCCUACAUCCAGUUCAGGGCUGGAAACCAGAAUACAAUCUAGGUUGCACUUAUUAUUACUCAUCCUGUCGGUUCAGUUUGUUUGAGGGAGAGAGAGAGAGACUGCCUUGUCUUAUUCAGAUUUUUUUUGUAACAUCCAUUUACAACAAGCAUCAAGAGCAUUUCCAAACUCUUAAACCGUUAAUACUGAUUGUUUUCUUCGCCUGCUGUAACAGAUGGUGUCCGGGUUAUUGUGCCAUGAAGGGUUCUGGGCCAAAGCACUGCAGGAGAAACCCACACAGUGAUUGUCAAAUAGCUGCUUAUUAUCGUUUUUCUGUUUGUUUUUUUUGUUAAUUUAGCCCGAUUAGCACUGAUCCUCAUGAGCUAGAUAACUGAUCGCUGACUUCUGAAAUAACAUGGCAGCUCAUAAACAAAACAUUAACUUGUUGGACGGCAAAUGAUUGACCCUCCAUGUUUAAAUUGCUUUAAAUCAUCUACCCAGGCUACUUUUUCUCCUUUUGCUAACACUGAAUUACCUUCUUUUUAUUUUGUUGUAUUUGUUUUAGAAUAGACCAUACAUUCUCACAAACCUUAAUGAAAUGACACAUUUAAAAACAUGAUAUAUUCUGAAGUUUGUAGCUGGACAUAAAGCUGGUUAGUUUGGUGUAUCAUGGCAGCAGCAGCAGAAGGCAGUAAAGUGCCUCCUCCGUGUGCUCUUUUUUUGGUUGCACAGAUAUUUAUACAAUCCAUGUUGCUUACUUUACUCAUUGCAGAAACUUUUUUCAAAUAAAAGUUCCCUUCAAAGGUU
Molecule: messenger RNA, 5057 nt
Organism: Labrus bergylta (ballan wrasse)
Lineage: Eukaryota; Metazoa; Chordata; Actinopteri; Labriformes; Labridae
Gene: sec31b
Product: SEC31 homolog B, COPII coat complex component
Biological process (GO): endoplasmic reticulum organization; endoplasmic reticulum to Golgi vesicle-mediated transport; intracellular protein transport
Cellular component (GO): endoplasmic reticulum exit site; COPII vesicle coat
Molecular function (GO): structural molecule activity; protein binding
Source: RefSeq, a predicted model, not a curated record